Molecule: messenger RNA, 291 nt
Organism: Prunus armeniaca (apricot)
Lineage: Eukaryota; Viridiplantae; Streptophyta; Magnoliopsida; Rosales; Rosaceae
Source: the annotation of a GenBank genome assembly
AUGGAUAUCAAAAGAACCAGCACGUUGUCCUCUACCACCCUCACAUCUCAGCCGCUGCCAACCGUCGUCUGGAUCACCGAAAAAAGCAAGAAAUUGGCCGGUUUUUACCCAAAAUCUCCAUUGCUCGUUCGGGCGAUUCCGAGCACCAUUUUCUUCGAUCCAGGGGCUUUUUCUCUCCUGGCAGCAAGUGGGCUGGGCCGCUGUAAAGAGCAAUCUGAUGCAAGUGUCCCCUUGUGUCUGAGUUCGAAGAUCAAGCCCCAAGGAUGUCUCGAAAGGGUGAUGACGCCUUAG